AUGCCAGAUAUUAAACGAUUGAAAAUUUUUAAAUCGGCAAAUACAUCUAGCAGUGUGUACUGGAAAAAAAUUUUAGAUGAUUUGAAGAAAAAAGGCAUUCCUUUUUCAACUGGCUACUUCACUGACAAGGAGAAUGAACAGCUGAAGAAAAAUUGGAAAAAUGUUAUUGAGAGUUGUCCAUUUGAAGACCCUCUUGUUUUGCUUGGGAAACGCGUCAAUGGCCUCGAUUCUAAAGAACUCCAUAAUUACAUCAAAAGCAUUAAUUUUUAUAUCUUAUUAGGUCAUAAAAUAAAUAGAUCACCAUACUCUGUGUACGCUAGGGCCAGAAAGCUAUUCAUUAAGGCUGAUAAAACUGGAAGAUAUACAAAAGAAGAGAUCAGCUUGUUGCAAAAAUUGGAAGCUGAGUACGGAAACAAGUGGGAGAAGAUCGGCGAACUAAUGGGCCGAACGGGUAGGUCUCUACUCGUUAAAAGUGCGAAAAUAAGAAAAGAUCCCGCCAAUGGCAAAUGGAGUGAGGAUGAAACGAAUCUUCUCAUCACGUCGGUCAACAGAUACUAUCAGGAAAGAUUGGCUGAUUAUUAUAAAGAUAAAGAUGCCUUGAUGAAAAGUUUGAAAAAGAAUAACAAUAAUAAUAAUAAUAAUGGACAAAGUGAUGCUGAUGAUGAUGGAGGAGUGAAUGAAGAGAAAGAUGAAGAGGAGAGAGAGAAACGACUGAAAUUGAUAGAGAGACUGGCUCUUGAUACAAAAUUUUUAUACUACAACCUACCCUGGUCCCAGAUAGCAGAGGAGAUUCCUAAAAGGAAUGCAAAACAGUUGGCCCAAAGCGGUCUAUCAGCCACAGUCAUCUAUAGAACAGGCAAAGACGAAAACUUCAACGAUAAUAAAAACAAUAAGUACAAGAACAAAACUAUUAAUAAUGAUAAUAAUAAUAGUAUUAAUAAUAAUAAUAGAGAUGAUGAGGAGGAGGAGGAGGAAGAGGAGGAACGUGACAUCAAAAUUAGAGCCACCCAAGCCGAUUAUCGAUACUUCAACUUGCAUGACAGAAUCAAAUUAAUUGACUUGUUAGCAUAA
Molecule: messenger RNA, 1071 nt
Organism: Helobdella robusta
Lineage: Eukaryota; Metazoa; Annelida; Clitellata; Rhynchobdellida; Glossiphoniidae
Exons: 7
Coding region: 1-1071 (356 amino acids)
Source: RefSeq, a predicted model, not a curated record